Messenger RNA from Meloidogyne enterolobii, 1122 nucleotides. NCBI's taxonomy places the organism in Eukaryota, Metazoa, Nematoda, Chromadorea, Rhabditida, Meloidogynidae. The record is from the annotation of a GenBank genome assembly.
AAAAUGCCCCCAUUACCCGUAGUUCCCCAUCAAUUAACCAAAAUUCGUUCUGAAAAUCGUGUUCUUUUAGUUCGUUUUGCUUUUUUGUUUUCUGUUUGUGCUGUGUUCUCCAAUAUAAUUAGUGCUGGUACAAAUAAUUGGUUAAAUACAAGUGAAUUACUUAAAUAUUUUGUUUUGCCAAACCGAACAGUUGCUGAAAGUGAAGAACAAAACCCUCCAGCAUAUUUUAAGGCUAAAAUUAUUUCAUUUUCUUUAACACCAUUUCAUUGCACAAAAAUUGACGUUUUUGCCCUUGAUGAUCCUUCAGAUGUUACAACUGCUGUUGAAUGUUUGUAUUUACUUUUUUUAAUUGAAACCCUCAAUCCUUUUCCACUCCCAAAAUGUCGCUCUAUUGGAGAGGGUCACUCACAGAAUAUAAAAUUAUUUAAUUUUAUAGUAUCUGUUCGUAGAUGUGCUCCUUUUAUCGUCGCCGGUUGCUGCAUGGAUUCUUUGGGGAUGUUAAGUGUUUGUAUUUGCCUCUCUCGUAAACGUCCCUACAAAACAUUACUUUUUGCUACAGUGACAAAUAUAUUUACAGGACUAGUUAAUUUUACUUGUAUAAUUGUUUAUAUAACUUCAGUCUCAAAAGAAGUUGGCAACAAAAUUUAUAAAGCUUCCAGAAUUGAUGACUCUCUUUUUCAUUAUUCUUAUGGAUUUUCUUUUAUAAUGCUUAAAAUAAGCUUUUUAUGCACAGAAUUAACAGCUCUUUUCUGUGUAGUUGUUUUUAUGGCUAAAAGAGAUGAAAGGGCCUAUAAUGCUUAUAAAAUACGUUCAAUGUUAAGGAAUUUGCAUAAAACAAACGAAAUAAAUAAGUCUUCAAUAUCAAAUUGUUCUUUGCCUUAUGAUCAAAUUUUAAAAGAAAAUGAACUUUAUUAUAAACAUGCUAGAGUAAAUACACUUAGAAGAAAAUCAGUUUGUUCCCAAGAAUUUACACAACAACCUUUACAACUUAUUGCAGCCUGUUCUACUCUAUUGACAGUAACUACAGAGGGGGAAUGUUCACCUAAACAACAAUCAAUGUCUAACAACCUAAGAAUGACAGAUAAUUCAUCCAAUCAAGUACUUUCUAAUGGUUACUUUUAA